AGUCAACUUCACACCAUCAGCUGAGCUUACUGUCACGUUUUUUCACACAGCAAGUUGUCAAUUUUUUUCGCAUCGCAAUUGUUGUUGUGCAUCGCAAAAGAAAAUAGAAGCAAAAUUUGCUGCUUCCACCAAGAAAAAGAAAAUUUUCCAUUGAUUCCUACGGCAAAAGUGCAACAGCGUACCCAAUGAACUACGGUGGAUGACUGUGGGUACGGGUAGGUAGUGAAAUUGGGUGGAAAAUAUGUGGAGUUGAGACACAAAAGAGGUGCGAAAAAAGUGCAAAAGUGACAAAGAAAAGUUUUGCGGGGAGAACAUGGCGAAACCUGACGUCAGCUACAGCGCCUUGAACAAUGAAGGAAGGAAUCCCUUUGUGCAGCCAUCGCGCUACGAGCAGGAUAUUGAGGAUUCGGACAAUGAUGAGGAGGCACCCCCCACAAGUGGGAUUGUUAUUCAUGUAGCGCCCGAAGCUGGGAAAGCACGAUGGAAUCACAUUGAGGAUUUGGAUUCGUUCUUCUCGCGAAUGUACUGCUAUCAUCAGAAACAUGGAUUUUGGGUGAUGAUGCUGCAGGAAUUCUUUGAGUUGGGCCAAUUCAUCAUCGUGGUGGCAUUCACGUCCUAUCUCAUGCACUGCGUAAACUAUCCAGUUCUCUUUGGGGAUGGAAGGAAAAAUGUCACGGAUAAGGUUACAAUUCCUAUGGCUCUGUAUAGUGGUUCGACGUGCAUUGCAACAUUCGGCGCAUGGACGUGGACAGCGUUGACCCUGUCAGCCCUUUUCUGGUUCUUCCGACUCAUCAAAUUCCUCUAUCACUUCAUACAAUUCUGGGAUAUAAAGCAAUUCUUCAAUAUUGCCCUCAAAAUUGAAGAUUCUGAACUGGACAAUCUGACUUGGCAUGAGGUCCAGAGUCGUAUUAGGGAGGUACAGUCGGAGCAGCAAAUGUGCAUACAUAAGGAACAACUAACUGAAUUAGAUAUUUAUCAUCGUAUUUUAAGAUUUAAAAAUUACACCGUGGCCAUGAUGAACAAGAAUAUCCUUCCUGCCAAGAUUAGGCUGCCGUUUUUGGGUGAGGUUAGCAUUCUUAGUCGUGGAUUGCGCUACAAUAUGGACCUUAUUUUAUUCUGGGGUCCAUGGUCUCCAUUUGAGAACAACUGGCACCUCCGGGAGGAUUUUAAGCGUGCCAAUUUGCGCAAGGAUCUCGCAACGAAGCUCUCAAAGCAAAUUUCAUGGGUUGCGCUGACAAAUCUCAUUCUCUGCCCCCUCAUCUUCCUCUGGCAGCUCAUGUAUUUCUUCUUUAACUACGCUGAAUUGCUGAAACGCGAACCGGGGAAAUUGGGGACACGCUGCUGGUCCCAAUAUGGACGUCUCUACCUGCGACAUCUCAAUGAACUCGAUCACGAACUCGAUGCACGCCUCAAUCGAGCGUACAGACCUGCAGUGAAGUACAUGAACUCCUUCUCAUCACCCCUGAUGGCUGUUAUUGCUCAGAAUGUUGUCUUCAUUUGCGGUGGUGUAUUGUCGGUGUUUCUCGUUCUCACGGUGUACGAUGAGGAUGUAAUGCAGGUGCAGCAUGUACUGACCAUUAUUUCCAUCCUUACGGCCAUUGUGGUGAUCUUCCGUGCCUUUAUCCCCGAAGAGAAUAUGAUUUGGUGUCCGGAACAACUUCUAACGGCUGUCCUGGCGCACGUUCACUAUCUCCCCGUAACGUGGCGUGGGAAGGCCCACACGAGUCAUGUACGUGAUCAAUUUGGGCAGUUGUUUCAGUACAAGGCGUCAUACUUGCUGAAUGAACUGUUCAGCCCACUCGUGACGCCUUUUGUACUACUCUGCUCCCUGAGGCCACGUGCAUUGGAUAUUGUGGAUUUUUUCCGGAAUUUCACAGUGAGUGUUGUGGGUGUUGGGGAUGUUUGUUCCUUUGCCCAAAUGGACAUACGACGACAUGGGAACCCAGAUUGGCAGCUGACGCCAAGUACGGAGGCUGAACCGGACUUUAUGCCAACAUGCGAAACAAAUCAGUACACUCAGGCGGAACAUGGAAAAACCGAACUAUCCCUCAUGCACUUUACAAAGACAAACCCGACGUGGAAGAUGCCUGAGGAGGCAAAGAAGUUUGUUCAAGGAAUAACGAAACACGCAGUGAAUGAUCUCAAUCGUACACGUAUCUCCGUGGCACCGGGAACGGCAUGUGGGGGUGGCGGCUUCCUCGGGGGUACAGCCAUGGGGGAGAGUUUAAUGUCAAUGGGUAGCCUAGGGGGUGACUACACGUCAAUUGUGCAGUCCGUGCUGCGACAGAAUCAAACGCUAAAUAACUCCCAGAUGGGACAAUCAUUCUUCCAUAUCCCAACGCACACGGCUGCGGGUGUGCAAGAGCAGCAACAGCAGGCUGCAGCGCAUCAGGUAACGAUGGAUUUCGAGCGGAUGCUCCAUCAGAAUCUCACGGAUACGUCUGUGCCACUGAGGAGUACCCUCCUGACGGAUAUUGCGGAGGAUGACGAUGGUACAACGACAAGGAGUGUCGGUGGGAUGACGACGUCAACGAUACACGGGAGACUGGGGCAGCGUGGGAUGAGUUCUAGUCUACGUGGGGUACGUCGAAGGGAGGGUUCGAUGGAAUUGGAUCCCAAUGGGAUACUCUACAGCCUACGAUGCCUCCCAACAAAUGACGUCCAGCCAGCGGAACUAGCGCCAGCUGAUAUGAGCUUAAGUACUCUCUUCCUCCAUGAACUCCAUCAUCGUCAUAUGACGCGUCGUGGUGUUCGACUAGAGGAGCAGAGUCAUCAUCGACAAAUGUGGCAGACACCGCAUCAACAGCAACAACCACAACCAUCAACCUCCUCAUCUGCUGCUCUUGCUGGACCCUCGUCGUCAUCGUCAACGGGCCUGGCGGAGAGGACACCCCUCUUGGGCACGAAGAAGUCAUAGCAAUGCGCCGAAUGGGUCUAGCAUGUAGUUGUUUAGGCCUCCACCCCACGUGUGAGAUUAUCCUCCUGCGCCUUUUCAAACUCCCGACCAAAAAAAAAUCUCAAAAGUUGCGGGAAAUGGACACAUAAAAAAUCAAAUCAGUUUUCUUCUUGUUUAGUGUCUUUUCUUUUCUUUUAAUCUACAAACAUUUAGUAUGAUGUGAAAGUGUGACUGUCUGUUUUUUUUCUUUUCUUUUAACAUGUUUUGAUUUUCUUUUCUUUUUGUUUCUUUGCUCUCCGCAUAAUAUUUUAAGGAGUGAGAGAUAAAACGAAAGAAAAAAAAAAGAGAAUAGUGGAAAAAUAUCGUAAAAAUGUAAAUAAAAUCAUACAAACAGCUUCUUUUAAUAUAUUAUUUUAAUUUAGAAUUUUUAAUAAAGAAACAACAAUUAAUAAUAAAAUUAACAAAAAAUCCUUUGUAAAUAUAUUGUAGAAAUGCCGAAGAAGAAUGUCUCUGGAAGCACAAUUUGUUUGAAGAAGAAAUUAUACAAAAAAAUGAUGAUUACUACAGAUUUAGUUGGAUAAAUUACAAAACAAAACAGAAAAGAAGUGAAAUAAAACAAAGAUUAAAAAGUGAA
Messenger RNA from Lutzomyia longipalpis, 3530 nucleotides. It is a transcript of the gene Atg9, whose product is annotated as autophagy-related protein 9A. The record is from RefSeq and is a predicted model, not a curated record. Gene Ontology annotation, cellular component: phagophore assembly site; autophagosome. NCBI's taxonomy places the organism in Eukaryota, Metazoa, Arthropoda, Insecta, Diptera, Psychodidae. The coding region runs from base 314 to 2917 and encodes 867 amino acids. The transcript is spliced from 11 exons. Gene Ontology annotation, biological process: protein localization to phagophore assembly site; autophagy of mitochondrion.